AUGAACCGGCUGCUGCAGCACUUCGUCGACUCGGGCGGGUCCCAGGGCCCCCGAGCGGCGCGGCCGCCCAUCCCGGCGCCUCCACAGUCGUCUGGGGGCUCCUAUCAUGCUGGCAACCGUGGAUCGUAUCAACGCGCGGCGCCCGGCGGUCCGUUCUACUACCAACCACCUCAGCCUCCCAGCGGAUUUGAGGAAAUCCCGCUCACGUCGCAGUCCACUGGAGCCAUGUACGAGACCGUGGACCUCAACGCCGAUAGCAGCCAACAGCCGUGGGGUCGUGGACCACCUAGCAGUAGAGAGGGAAACAGACAGCAGACACCAGGCUCAGCCUCUGAGCUGUUCGCUAGCGGCCCACCUCCGGCCCAGAAGUUGUCCGGAGACAACCCGUACAGGCGCCAGUCGAAUUCUACAACCAGCCCCUUUAAACCCGCUACGGGGAAUGCAGCCAUGUUCGGGAAUGCUACAACGCCUCCAAAGGACCCGUUUGCUGCUUCGCCGACCCAAAAUGGAGGAGCCAUGUUUGGACACGCGCCUCAGAAGGACCCAUUCGCUGCACAGGAGAACAGAAAUGUGUUUGGCAAUGGAGCAGCCCACGACCCAUUCGCUGUUCAACCUCCUAAAGGCAAUGGCUACCAACAGCAACAGCAGCAGCAGCAGCAGCAGCAACAGCAACAGGCACCGCAACAGCAACCAAGCGCACCAGUGGACCCAUUUGCUUCGUCUUCUCAUCCCGGUAGCAGUUCAUUUCACUCUCCUGCCCCACCCAAUAAUGGAUACCAAACUGCUGACAGCUUAUUCGCGUCUCCUGCACCCACAAACAACGGAAAUUGGGCACAAUCUACACAGCCUCAGCCUGUUCAAGCACAAGAAUUAUUUGCCAGCGAACCUUCAAGUGCCAGCAGUUUAUUUGGUGGAGAGGCACCGUCUCCCUUCCAGGCUACGCUACCCAAGCCCCAGAAUCAUGUGUCGCCCUCUCCGCCUAAACCUCAGCAUCAAGUCCCUCCUUCACCAGCGAAAUCUCAGACCAACAUUCCUCCUUCGCCUAUGAAGCCACCUGUAGCAUCACCGCCCUCGCCAAUGAUUAACGCCUCAUCUCCUAAACUGAAGCCUCAAAUGCCCGUCCCGGCGUCGCCAGUGAUGAAGCCUGAGGACCAUCUAGCAUCUGCUUUCGGGUCGAUGAAAAUGGCUGCACCCGCAAAGUCCCCACUGAAGCCUGGACUGGACGUCCGAAACAUGAAGUUCCCUACUGGCAAACGUGAGGAUGAUGCCAUGUCCAAUGCUCCUAGUAUUGCGCCAAGUCGGAUGUCGAUGCUGUCAACGCUGGACGACUCGUUAAAGCUCUCGGACAUGUACAAGCAAAUGACUGCGCGCCUGGAAGGAGAGAAGCAGGAUUUGCUUAAAGUUGUGGCGAGUCAGGCGCAAGAGAUCGCUCAAAUGAAGAAACACAUCAAGUCUUUAGAGCUGCAACUCAAGAAAUACCGACCUCAAGAUGCAUAGCUUCAAGACCCUAGGGAAUAAAGACGAUGGCCAAGCAGAAAGCGAGCUUUUGUGUAGAGAAUGGAUGUUUUUUUGAUAAAUACUUGUUUUGUCAUUAGAAUGACCCAAAUGUUCUC
Messenger RNA from Phytophthora nicotianae INRA-310, 1613 nucleotides. RefSeq lists its product as hypothetical. The record is from RefSeq and is a predicted model, not a curated record. The coding region runs from base 1 to 1497 and encodes 498 amino acids. Lineage: Eukaryota; Oomycota; Peronosporomycetes; Peronosporales; Peronosporaceae. The transcript has a single exon.